Messenger RNA from Gadus macrocephalus (Pacific cod), 1961 nucleotides. RefSeq names its product zinc finger BED domain-containing protein 4-like. Bases 266 to 1513 code for a protein of 415 amino acids. Gene Ontology annotation, molecular function: protein dimerization activity. The transcript is spliced from 2 exons. NCBI's taxonomy places the organism in Eukaryota, Metazoa, Chordata, Actinopteri, Gadiformes, Gadidae. The record is from RefSeq and is a predicted model, not a curated record.
UGUGUGUGUGUGUGUGUGUGUGUGUGUGUGUGUGUGUGUGUGUGUCGUGCUCUCUAUUGCGACUUGUCUAUUUAAGCAAUAUAGCACUCGUGGGAGUGGGGUAGGUAAGGGAUUAUCCCUUACCUACCCCACUCCCACGAGUGCUAUAUUGCUUUUAUAAAACAAUUCUACCGUCAACAAAUUAACAUUUCAACACAAAGUUAUUGAUUAAAAAUGGUUUAUUUCGCCAUUGUUUCUUUCUUUCUUUUCUUGUUUCAAAGACAGGAUGCUUUGGUUAAUUUUUAUUAUUAUAAUUACAUUAUUAUUAAUAAUAUUAUUCUUCUUAUUAUUAUUAUUAUUAAAGGUCCAUGCCAUUCUUCGGGACAAUGCAAGCAAUAUGAAGAAGGCAAUUAGGGACCUGGGAGUCUCCAGCCUGGGAUGUUUCUCGCACAUGAUUCAACUCGUGGUGCACGAUGGACUGCUGUCCCAGCGAAGUGUGAGCGAUGCGCUGGCCAGUGGGAGAAAAAUAAUUGGGCACUUCAAACAUUCCCCAUUGGCCACAUCAAGACUUGAAACUGUCCAGACGGGUCUGGGAAUGCCAGUCAAACGUCUGAUCCAAGAUGUUCCCACCCGCUGGAACAGCACCUUUUAUAUGACUGCGAGCCUGCUGGAGCAAAAGAGUGCCAUCUCACUCUAUGCUGCAGACCACCAGCUCCCAGCAACACUGACAGCAAGUGACUGGACCUUGCUGGAGAAAAUCAACACUCUUCUGGCUCCAUUUGAAGAGAUCACAAAACAGAUCAGCUUCGCCACCUCCACCACCUCAGAGGUCAUCCCCUCAGUCAUCGUCCUGAAGCGUCUGUUGGCCAAACAGACCACGGAGGACAGCGGGAUAAAAACAAUGAAGGCGACACUUCUAGCAGCUAUGGGCACAAGAUUCCAGACCGUUGAGGCAGAGCCCUUGUACUCUGUUUCAACCAUAUUGGACCCACGUUACAAAGACAGAUACUUCACAAGUGCAGAGAGCAGCAAGCUUGCAAGAAGUGCACUGACCCAAGAGGUGGAGAAAAAUGUGGAGUCAUCACUGCAGACAACCACCACAGAGGCAGCAGACCCAGCCAGUAAGACCCCACGGAUGACAACAGAGCCCAACACAAGCAGCUGCUUUAAGGGGCUGUAUGAGGAAUUCCUGCAAGAGCAUGCUGCUGAACAAGGUGGGGCCAGCAGCACAGUUACACAGGUGCAGAUAGAGACAUAUCUGGCUGAGAAAACAAUCCACCGCACAGAGAGCCCAUUCGAGUACUGGGGAAAGAAUAAAGAACGGUUCCCCUCCCUGGCUACUACAGCUGCAAAGUUUCUCUCCGCUCCCUCCACCAGCGUAGAUAGUGAGAGGCUUUUCAGCACAGCUUCUAACAUACUUGAUGAGAAGAGGAAUAGGCUGUCAGGAGAUCAUGUAGAAACACUAAUCUUCCUCAAGAAAAAUCUGCCAAUGUACCUGAGCUUGAACCCCAAAGACUUGAAUCCUCAAAAGUAAACAAGAGUAAACACUACUAGGUGUUGUGUGACAGAUCUGUCACUGAUUAAUGCUAUUUGUUCUUACCUCAGAUACGUUAAAUUAAUGCAGCUAUCUCUCAAAUGUACCUCAUAUGUAUAUUAUUUCUUAUUUUAAUACAAUUUAACGUUCUACUUCUUACUCUUGCACUAGUUUUAUACACUAGUAUUAUGUUAUAAUUUUAUGAAAGUUGCACUAUUUUGGCAUUUGAGAGCCAAAACUCAGGGUUUUUAAGAGUUUGUAAUGUAUUUUUAAUGUAAUGUAAUUUUAAUGUAUUUUACUUUCUUACUGUUGCACUGUUGCACUGUUCACUUCUAUUAUACAUGUUCUAAUUUCAUGAAUGUUGCACUAUGUUGGCCUUUGAGAGCCAAAAGUUUAUUCAGCUAUUGUUGUCACCCAUACCAGGUAGGCAAUAAAAAGUUCUACUGGA